GUUCGCAGCCACUGCCCCCUCGGGGCAUCUCAGCGUCCAGCUUCCCGCACCCGCGCUGGCAAAGGGGGUCGCCCGGUGGGGAGGCCCGGGCCCCUGCCAGGGGCUGCCUCCUCCCGCGCGAGCUCGGCGCGGGCCCCAGAGCGGACACGAAUGGCAGGGGCCCCAGAUGGCCGCGGCCCCGCGGAGAGGGUGGAGCCGCGGGGGCGGCCGCGCCCCCUCCCGCGGGAGCCGCCGGGGAGCGCUGAGAGCUCAGGCUUCAGCCCUGGAGGGCGGACGGGCCAAGCGCCCUCGGAGCUGGCCGGGGCGGGGACCGCGGCCUCGGAGAUCCGGGCCGAAGAGAGGGGGCUCGCAGGAGACCGCGGAGAGCCGGCCGCGCCGAGGCCCGACGCCGCUGGGCGUUGGGGGCCCCAGGAUGGAAGCCGGGAAGAGAGGGGUUGCGCCGCGGUCGUCUCUGGCUUUUGCCCUCGCAGGCCUGGGGGUGGCAGACGCGGCCCCGGACACUCUGGCCGGCACGAGGAGGCAAAGAACGCUGACCCCGAGCGAGGUGUCGGGCACCUGGGGACGCGCCCCACCACGGCUGGGAAGCGCUGGAGCUGACCCUGCCUGCGAGCCCCGGGAUGCCUCGGAGCCCCCAGGUCCCGGGAAGCGCAGGAAAGGGGCCCGGGAGAAGCAGCCAGGGGCUCGGCAGCCGGGGGUCCUUCCUCGAGGACCGGCUGGAGGAGCAGGUGCUUUCUUUGCCUGUGGUUGGUCGCCCACAACAAAGGCGAUUCCUAGAGAUCCAAAUUACAGGGUGCGGGAGGCCGUGCAGGGUCUUAUUAUCUCGAGGUGUGCACAGAAGAAAAGCCACGUGAGGACACAGUGAGAAGGUGGCCAUCUGCAAGCCAAGGAGAGAGACCUCACCAAACACCAACGCUGGAGGCACCUUGAUCUCGGACUUCCAGCCGCCAGAACUGUGAGAAAAUAAAUUCUCCUGCCUCUGUCUCCGUUUCGCCAAACCCAAAGCUGAAUGAAGGCAGCUGUCCUGGAAGCCUGAGAAACUGCACCCUGCAGGGCAAUACAGAGCAGAGCAGAAAGGCAAG
Molecule: messenger RNA, 1079 nt
Organism: Cervus elaphus (red deer)
Lineage: Eukaryota; Metazoa; Chordata; Mammalia; Artiodactyla; Cervidae
Product: translation initiation factor IF-2-like
Exons: 3
Coding region: 167-862 (231 amino acids)
Source: RefSeq, a predicted model, not a curated record